Messenger RNA from Trichogramma pretiosum, 6500 nucleotides. It is a transcript of the gene RhoGAPp190, whose product is annotated as rho GTPase-activating protein 190. Gene Ontology annotation, biological process: signal transduction. Gene Ontology annotation, molecular function: GTPase activity; GTP binding. The record is from RefSeq and is a predicted model, not a curated record. Lineage: Eukaryota; Metazoa; Arthropoda; Insecta; Hymenoptera; Trichogrammatidae. The transcript has 21 exons. Bases 910 to 6159 code for a protein of 1749 amino acids.
CAGCAGCAGCAGCAGCAGAAGCAGCACAACAGGCACACGGCGGUCGGUCGGAUCGGAGCAGCAUCAUUAUAAUAGCGCAUACUAGCAGAUAUUUCGCGCGCCUCGGCCGCGACACACACGGCUAGCACAGUGCAGUGCACGUCGAGAGCGCACACCGUAUAUAUAUAUAUCGCACCUAUUCUAUUCGCGACUAUAUAGUCAGUGCGCACAGUGUUUCUCUUUGUGUGUGUGCGUGCGAGUGUGAGUGUUGUGCGCGUUACAACUCUGUGACAACAUUGGUGCGUUGCGGAGUGAGUGCGUGCGUGGUGUACACAUUUUUUUUUUUGAAGUGUUUUCAAUAUAUGCAUGCGGACGGUCGAGACUCGAGUCCGUCAUCACCAGUCAAGUCGUCGCUGUCGCGCGUGCAAAGAUGGCUCGCGGCUGCAGGAUGCUGCUGCAGCAGCAGCUCCGUCGUCGUACCUAGCAUCGACUCUGCUCGUUAUCGUUGUUGCGACAACGUCGAGGAUGCAGCGUCGCCUCUGCACACAAUUGCUCAUAGAUACAUAGUGCCAUUGCAAGGAAACAUUACAACAGUGCUACUAUAAGUGCUACUAUAUGUGAUAAAUUAUUUAGAAACUUCAUCAGACAACAUUGAGGAUAUAAAUUUUGAUUGAACUGUACCGUAAUAAUUUAUUUGAAUGUGGCGUUGCUCUUAUCGAAUCGGUGCUUCUAGCAAUGAAAAGAAAAAUAUAUCAUUCAAGGUUUUUACUUGAUACAACGAUAAAGAUUUCAAAAACCAUGGUAUCAAAAGUUAUUAAACCUUGAAAAACUUCAACAAUUAUCAGUCUAACUAGCCAGUUCGAUUUUAUAAGUUUAUUAAAUAUUUAAUAAACAAAGUGGAUAAAGAGACCGAGAAAAAAAUCGACGAAAAUGGCACGAAAAGGUGAUAACAUCAAGUACAUAAAUGUGGCAGUCGUUGGACUGUCGGGUACGGAGAAGGACAAGGGCUCCAUCGGAGUCGGCAAAUCCUGCCUUUGCAAUCGUUUCAUGCGAUCGCUCAGCGACGAUUACAAUGUCGAUCACAUCUCCGUGCUGUCACAGUCGGACUUCAGCGGCCGAGUCGUUAACAACGAUCACUUUCUCUAUUGGGGCGAGGUGAUCAAACCGACCGAGGACAACUCCUCGGACUACGCGUUCCAAGUGAUCGAGCACACGGAGUUCAUCGACGACUCGUCGUUUCAGCCCUUCAAGGGCGGCAAAAUGGAGCCGUACGCCAAGCGCUGCUCGGCCACGAAAAUCACCAGCGCCGAGAAGCUCAUGUACAUAUGCAAAAACCAGCUCGGCAUCGAGAAGGAGUACGAGCAGAAGGUCCUGCCGGACGGCAAGCUCAACAUCGACGGCUUCCUCUGCGUCUUCGACGUGAGCGUGGUGCCGAAUCGCUCGCUCGACAAGCAGAUAGAGAUAGUGGCCAACAUACUGAACAAUCUCGUCAAGACGAAGAAGCCCAUUAUACUGGUGACGACGAAGAACGACGACGCGAACGAGCAGUACGUGAAGGAGGCCGAGAAGUUGCUCAUGCGCAAGGAGUACAAGGGCGCGAUACUCAUGGUCGAGACGUCGGCCCACGAGAACAUCAACGUCGAUCUGGCCUUCAUGACCCUCGCCCAGCUCGUCGACAAGUCCAAGCUGCGCAACAAGGUCUUAGGCUUCAACGAGGCGGCCCGUCAGCGCAAGGAGCUCAUGGACGCGUCUACGGAGUCGCUGCAGAGGCUCAUACGGCUGCACGUGCUCGAUUACCGCGCGAUAUGGUCGCAAGCCUCGAAAAAGUUGGCCCACCAUCGCGAGUACCAGAUGUUCGUCGAGCUCUUCGGCAUCGACGCGACGCAGCGUCUGUUUCGUCGCCACAUCAAGCAGCUGAAGGACGAACAGAUCGCCAAAAAGAUUCAAGGAUAUCUCGAGAUGCUUCCGGAUAUUCUGCACGACAUUUGUCCGGAUGUUGCGAGUCUCAUCAAUGAGGAAUGGACCAACGUGCAACAUUUCAUAAAAACGCAUCCAGACUUCGAACGAUAUUUUUAUGAAUGUCCAGAAGACAUUCCAUGGGUAGACUACGAUUUUGGAGAAAAUACUACGUCUAAAAUACCGUAUGAUGUUUUGGAAACACCAGAAGCCGAGACGGUUUUCAAAAAUCAUAUCAACGCACUACAGCAAGAACAACGACGACUCGAACUUCCGAAAAGGUGGAAAAAGCAAUUUAAACAACUUCUGGAGGAGACAGGCUACGUUACUCCUGGCAAGCAAUUAUCCGAAGUACGCGUGCUUUUCAUGGGUCGCGAAUGCUUUGAAGCUCUUUCGCACCAUGACUGCCAAGACGUUUACGAUCAACACCAAAAAGAAAUCAUCGAAAAAGCCAAGCACAAUUUUCAAGAGUUACUACUGGAGCAUGCAGAUUUGUUUUAUCAUUACAAAAGUAUGGCUCCUACGGGAACUAUCACGCAAGAGGAUAUCAAAGAAAUAACUGAUGCUCUUAUCGACGACUUCCGGUAUAAGGCUCUAGAUAGAUUAGAUCAAGACAGAAAAUUGAUGCUGUUUCAGCAUCUAGGCUUCGUACACUGCCCUAUCCGAGAACACUGCCCUGCUUUUCCAAACUGCAUGGAUGCUCUCAUCGAAAGAGUUUUGAGCACCAAAGCUCAUCGACCAUCGUCCUGGAAUCACAGUAAUCAAUGGCAGUUGAACCUGGAUAAUAAUCAAUUGAAUCUCGUUAUACUCGGUAGCGGCGGUCUCAGCGAAGAUUUUGCUCGCGAAAUACGCUCGCAAACCGAUGACGACGAGGUCGAGAUCGAUUGUCAACUUUACACGCUCGGCUAUCGCGUGAUAGACGGUGACGUUGGUCUGCCGCACAAUUCCUUCACAACCUCGGACUUCAUGCCUCAUGGUUCAUUUUGCGUUUACUCGAGCGACGAUACUUUCGAUUACGUGCGCGCCUCGUUGGAAAAGACAAUUUUGAACAGCUUGGAGCACGAAGACAGACUGCCAUUUCAAGGUUUGCCUAUAGUCAUUAUAUUCGUACCGGACGGUUUGAUGGACGAAGUUGAAUUUGUGAGGCUGCGCGAGGAGGGUCAGAAUCUCGCGGACAGCCUUCAAUGUCCCUUCAUCGAUGUAGCCGUUGAAGACUUGGAGUCGGACAGACGAUUUCCGUCUACACUCGCCAAAGAAUCUUUACAGCAACUUGUCCAAGCCAUCAAUCACAGAGCAGGAUUUCUCAAUAUAUACCAAAGUGUUAUCGAGUGCUUGGAACCAGAUAUUAGGAUAAUAAUGUGCAUGUUUUGUGGCGAUCCGUUCUCAGUAGAAAAUGUUUUGGGCCCUCUUUUAAGUCAUCAAUGCUGUUUUCUAAGCAGCGAGCGUUCUAUUGUGCUCGAAACAUUUUUGGGCGAGUCAAAGCGUCGUGUCGAAGUAACAGUCUCGAGUUUUCACGGAGCCAACGCAUUCAGGGAUGAGCUCGUGCACGGUUUCAUCCUGGUUUAUUCGACCAAACGAAAAGCUUCGCUGGCGACACUCAACGCUUUCUCGCACAAUAUUCCAAAUCUGCCGAUUCAAAUAAUGGCUGUGACGGACAUUGGCGGCGCCAAUGCAUUCUUCACAAAUGAUUUGUGUCAUCAUCUUAUUACUGAGGGUAAUGCCACUGCCGAUAAAUUGCAGGCACAUUUUAUGACAACCUCAUCAGCGAUGCAGCAAAAAACGGCUUUCUACACGCCUUUCUUCAAAGAGGUAUGGGACAAAAAGCCCGAAAUCGAGCAAGCUUUCCACAUGGAAGAGCCAAACAAUCUUAACGACAGCGGCGAGGGGACACUGGAAUACUCGGCGAUGCAUCCGAUGCCUCCGCCAAGACACGAAAGUUACCAUUUACAAACACCAGACGAUGGCAGUAUGUCGGUAACUUUCAGGAGCGGCUCCGAAUCUUACGAGCAACUCACGCCUGACGGUGAGCUCGGCGACGGCGUACUCAACGAGCACUUCAACAAUCGUGCCACACCCAGUGACGACAGUGAUAUUUAUAGCCAAGUUGAUUAUCAUCGAGAGGAGCGCGAACGAGAAUAUGGACGAGGUGGAGACAUUACCAGUAAAUUGUCUGGUAUGAAUGUGAAAAAUUCUUUGUUCUCAAUGAGGCAUUUUCGCACACUUCCAGGUUGGGUCAAAGACACUUUCAUGGGUCAGCAACAACAGCAACAGCAGCAACAACAACACCAAGAUAACAACAGUUAUUCACACCGAGCAUUCACCACUGGUAGACAACGUAAUAUGCAAUCAUCAAAGACGAGACCAAAAGGCAACAGCCAAACACUUAAACAACCUGGAAAAAUUAAUCUUAAGGAUUACUCCAACGUUACGGAUGUCAUAUCUCGAAUGGCGAUUGGCGAGAAAGACGAGCAUGGAAAAAUUAGUUUGGGUCAUGCGCCGCUCGCCACACCAGAAAUGGUCGAUCUUGGCUCUGAAUACUCACAGGUCAAGGACCACGUGGCCAAUAUGUACCCCCAUUACGAUGCCGAAUACGUCUACACACUAGUCCAUGAUUCGUUGAACAACAAAUCCAAGCAACGACAGCGGCGAGAUAAGGGGCAGCCUUCGCAAGGCAGAGUUUUUACAAAUCGAACUUUUCGACAAACCGUAGACUCGCCGUCGACGGCUUAUACCGAUUCAGAUUCGGAGUGGAGCUCGUUAGAGCGGCAGAAGGUUAUAGCCGAGGCUCUGGGCAAAUUGCCAAACAACAAAAAGUUAUCGUCUCACAAGCGUCAACGCAAGAAGCGUACGGCGAUACCGGUGGCAACCCCUAAAGUCCCGUCGUUACCUGGAUUAGGCACGCCUGGAAUGUUGGCCGACGGCAUAGUGGGAUUAAACUAUACGGUCAAAGACGAUAAAAGCUGGCGUCUCGAUGGCAACGAUCGAGGUUCCAGUGAAAGUGGUGACAGCUCGGAAUCAAGCGAUCUCGAGAAUCCCCUUUCUCGCAACAAACUUCUCGGUGGUGGUGGUAAACAAUCGACUCCCAAUAUUCGCGGCAAAAAGUCAUUCGGCAACAACGUGGCGCAGCAACAUCUCGCACAGACGCUUCAGCAUCCAUUCAAUUUCAAGCAUGUGACGCAAGAGAUGUUCAGCACCAUGUCGUCAAAACAGCAACGGGCACUGCUCGUUGGAGAAAAUAACAUAGGAUGCAUGCCCGACGAUGAGUCGAGUUUAGUUGUCUCAUCGCCGCGUGAAAUGAAUUCGCCAAGUUUCGGUAUACUAGGUGGAAAAACUAACGCAAAAGACAGUCAGGAUAAAUUAACAAGAAAAAGAGACAAACAAAAAGCCAAAGAGGAUGAAAAGUUGGAGAAAAGACGAUUAAAGGAAGAGAAAAUAAAGCGCAAUGCAGCAGAAAAAGAACGUGAACGUGAAAAGAAAAAGCAGGAAAAAACGAAGCAGAAUAAAUUAAGUGGUCAGAUGGGAAAUAACAUUGGUGGCAAUUUAAAUAUGACUAUGCAAUCGAUGUCUCAGCCCCUGAUCGAAGAUUUUGCCCAGAGUGAUACAAACCCAAUUCCACUGUUUCUCGAAAAGUGCGUGAGAUUUAUCGAAGAUGAAGGCUUGGAUUCUGAGGGUAUCUACAGGGUACCUGGUAACCGAGCCCAUGUUGAAUUGUUAUUCCAAAAGUUCGAAGAAGCAUUCGUUGUAGAUGGUAAUGUAGACAUUCAUUCCUUGGACAUACCAGUCAAUGCAGUAGCAACUGCGUUGAAAGAUUUCUUUUCCAAAAGAUUGCCACCUCUCAUUGACAAAGACAGCAUGAGUCAACUAGAAGACAUAUCUGGUGCACGUGGUAUCAGCAAACCGAUGUCCGCGACAUGCAUGAAUAUGGAAGAUCGAAGCGGUAGGCUAUUGGCUCUUCGCAUGAUGUUAAACAAACUGAACUCGACGAAUUUCGACGUACUAAAAUUCAUAUUCCAACACUUUGUCAAAGUUGCUGAGAAUUGCAAAUUGAAUAGUAUGGACAGUAAGAAUUUAGCGAUAUGCUGGUGGCCAACUCUAUUGCCUAUCGAAUUCAAUGAUCUCGGUAGAUUCGAAGCGAUGAGGCCAUACCUCGAAGAUGUUGUACAGACCAUGAUCGAUCAGUACCCAUUCCUUUUCUGCGGUAAAGAGGCCAUCGUUAUGGUCUGAACUGAAUAAACGUCGUUGAAGAUUCUGUGAAGUACAUACCUAUCUCUCUACUGGUUUUUUACACAUCGUAAGAAUAAGGUAGAUAAAGUAAGGAAUAUAUAAAUAUAAGAAACAGAGUACAUUCCUUAUAUUUUUUUCGGUGCGAAACUUACAAUAAUGGUUGUGUGCAUCUCGCCGAGAUAGAAAGAUAACAAACGAGACUUUUUAGGUAGCAUUUCAAUAACAGAUAUUAAGCAAAUAUUAUACAAAUGAGAACUAUAAAAAACCUUUUUGGAGCUAAAAUGCUUCGUUUUUAUCUUGUUACUUAGCUCUAUCGCAUGAAAAAGAUAUUUGAAAAAAAA